Messenger RNA from Zophobas morio, 1930 nucleotides. RefSeq names its product tsukushi-like. The record is from RefSeq and is a predicted model, not a curated record. The coding region runs from base 147 to 1520 and encodes 457 amino acids. Gene Ontology annotation, molecular function: protein binding. The transcript has 5 exons. NCBI's taxonomy places the organism in Eukaryota, Metazoa, Arthropoda, Insecta, Coleoptera, Tenebrionidae.
UUCUGUGUUAUAAGACGCCACAUCAACAGUAGACGAGAAAGUUGGCAACACUGUAUUUUAACCUCGCCGUAAUCAGAUAAAACCCUACUCAUCCACGAUAAUAAAAAUAAUGAAAUGAUAUCAUAGUGUGUUUAUUACCAAUCGUAAUGGCAUCCAGAAACAGAUCAAAAACGCUAUUUUUGCACCUUCUCUUCUACAUGGCCUCAACCUCAGCAGAAGAAACCUACGAAAAUUCAACCAACAUCUGUCAACGAUGCUCCUGCAACGACGCCCAAAUUUUCGAACUGGACUGCAGCAACCAAUCGUUAACAUUAAUGUUAGCAAACUGGCCAACCCAGAAACCCAUCAGAGCUACCUUCACAGGAAACAACUUCACUAAGCUCGAAAAACUCCCCCCCACUGAGUCUUCCGUGGAAAUCGUCCUCUCAAAAUGCAACAUCCAGUCUCUGGAUCCUGCCGUUUUUAAUACCGCUACUAAGACGAAAUUGGUGGAUUUGAGCUACAACCUUCUGGUUUCCGAGGAAGUGACUUCUGAUAAGUUUCGGGGACCAAUCAAGGACAGUCGAUCACAACCAAUAGGCAUCGAGGAUUUGAAUUUGGCCUAUAACCAAAUUCACUCUUUGAACAAAGACGUGUUCGAGUUCUUGCCGAAUUUGACAAGGUUGAAUUUGGAAGGGAACGACUUUAGAGUGUUGGAUGCUCAUACUCAGUUGGCUUUAGCGAACGUUCCAGGGCUCACGAGUCUCAAUUUGGCGAACAAUGAAUUGACGGACUUGAUUCCUGACGCUAUCGAGAAGCUAACGAAAUUAGUGGAGUUGGACUUGUCGAAGAACGAUUUGGAUUUUGUUCCUUACAGUUUGGAGGAGGUGGGGACGAGUCUCGAAGUGCUGAUUGUGGAUGAUAACCCGAUUUUUGAAAUGACGGAAAAGACAUUUUCGAAACUGCCCAACAUCGUCGAAAUCUCCGCUAACAACCUCACCCUACUCACCCGGAUCAACGCGAGCACGUUUGCCUCAAACCUCAAACUAACCAAAUUGAGUUUGCGCAACAACACCGCUCUUCACGCCAUCGAUCCGGCCGCCUUCUCCCCUCAAUCAACUCUCAAAGAGCUCCACCUAGACAACGCGAACCUCACCGAUCUCCCUGUCGGUCUUCUCAACUGGACAUCGCUUGACAGCCUCACUUUACACGGCACGAACCUCACGUGCACCUGCGACCUCCACCACAUCUUCGCCGCCACCCCCAACGAAGACCCGCCCACCUGUGCAGACCCCUCGUCUCCUGCACGCCACCACAUCCCGCUCACCAGCGACGUCUGCGAGGUCAAACAGAUCGUCCGGAUUCGCUACCAGCACAUUUCCAUACCUCUCGCCGGGUUGAUCGUGACCCUGUUCGUCGCCAUCUUGGCGGCCAUUGCGAUGGCGUACAGCAGGUAUAGGAGGUUCGUGCAGCAGAGCAGGCAGACACCGUUUGCGUCACAGGUGAUGUACAGCCCGCUGUUGGCCGCGUACUCGAGAUAGAGAAAGUGAUUUACUAACCUCUGUUGUGCCCGCCAACUGUUUCGUAUACGCGAGGAAUUGGUUGAGGAGGUCUUCGGCUUUCCGGGCGACCUCUCUGAACUUGUAUAGGGCUUCGAGCUGCUCGCUGCAUUUCACGCAGAUGACGCGAGGCAGAGGGUCGCUGUUGGCAACCUGGAAAAGAGGGACGUGUUAGUGACUUUUGUGUGGUAUUGAUGUUUUGUGAUUUAUUUAUCUUAUUGUUGUUGUUGUUGUUGUUAUUGUUGCUAUGUUAGAAAUAAUGUGUUAAGAAGUCGAAAACUAUAGGGUAGAAAUCGUCGCAUGACAUUGUUGUGAUCUAGUAAUCGUGUAUUAAUGCAUCAGUACCUAACUAUACCUAAUUGUAUUAAGAAUUAUAAAGCUAAUACUAGUAA